Sclerotinia trifoliorum is the source of this 2416-nucleotide messenger RNA. Lineage: Eukaryota; Fungi; Ascomycota; Leotiomycetes; Helotiales; Sclerotiniaceae. The record is from the annotation of a GenBank genome assembly.
GCAACGUCAAUAAAUCAUAAAUCAUCAAUCGCAUCUGCGAAACAACGACAAUCGUUCGCAGAAAUUCAGCAAACCUCUUUCGAAUCGUAAACUUACCGAAAAAUCCUUUUAUAAGCCUGCACAUAUCUGUGUCUUCUUACGCCUCGUCAUGGCGCAUACUCCAAAUGGAGUGUCCAACUCGAAUCAAUAUACCACUACGGCUUUGAAUCGUUGGUCUGUUGCGGAUAAACAGUUGCCUUGUAAGAAUUUUGGAAAAUUUGGAGAGAAGAUUGGAUGCAUUGCUAAUUGUUUAUAGCUGUUGACAAAAUUAAGGCUCUUCAUGUUUAUGAUUUUGAUAAUACCCGUAAGUUUCACGAUUUAUCUAUGAGGACAACAGUCUUUCAUGCUCCCGAAACUUCAUCUCUUCACUUACUCCUAAUACAAUUUGCUAACCUUUUUUUCUUCAAAGUUUUCAACAGCCCCCUUCCCAAUCCGAAAUUAUGGAAUGGACCAACUAUAGGAUUUUUACAGACUCAAGAUACAUUUGCGACUGGUGGUUGGUGGCAUGACUCGAGGAUUCUUGCAGCUACAGGUGAAGGUGUAGAAAAAGAAGAACCUCGAGCUUGGGAAGGUUGGUGGAAUGAGCGAAUCGUUGAUCUCAUUGAGUUGAGUAUGCAACAAAAAGAUGCUCUUUCAAUUCUUUUAACUGGUCGUUCCGAGGCAGGAUUUUCAGAGUUGCUGAAAAGAAUGCUUGCUAGUAAAGGUCUCGAUGUGGAUAUGAUUGUCCUAAAACCAGCAGCAGGUCCUAGGAAUGAGAGGUUCAGUAGUACGAUGAACUUCAAACAAUGUUUCUUGGAAACUUUAAUGGAGACAUACAAAGGUGCUGAGGAAAUCAGAAUUUACGAGGACAGAGUCAGACAUGUUAAGGCAUUCAGAGAUUUCUUCACGGAUUAUAACAAACGUCAAAAUGGCUCUAAUGGUAUUCCAUCUCGUUCUGCUAUUGUUGCUGAGGUGGUUCAGGUUGCAGAUGGUGCCACAUUACUUGAUCCUGUUAUGGAAGCUGCAGAGGUACAGCGUUUGAUCAAUGAUCAUAAUGCUGCAAUCGAUGCAGGAAAAUUUGGCGAGAGACUUCAAAUUAAGAAGACUGUUUUCUAUACUGGAUAUUUGAUCAAUAAUACUGACACUCAGAAGCUGCUUACUUUAGCUCAGCUUCCAUUGAACAUGCCAGAUACAGAAGCAAAAUUUCUGGCUAACAAUGUUCUCAUUACUCCUCGCCCCUGUCCAGAAAGUAUUCUGCAAAAGGUUGGAGGAAUGGGUAGUAAGACUACCUGGGAAGUAACAGGUACAGCAGUCUUUGAGAACAAGAUUUGGGCCGCUCGUGUCAGGCCUGUACCAGAGACAAAGAAAUUCUAUACCGAAAAUCCAAUUCCUGUCGUCGUUCUCGCAUUGCGCAAAGGAGCUCGACCAAUUGAUGCAGGUAAGAUUCAAAAUUGGCAACCCGUUCCACCAGAGAAGGCGUUUGUCUUUGAAAGUACUGUUGGAGAGAAAGUCCUUCUUAGGAUAGAGAAGGAAGAUCUCUCUGAGAACGAGUAUGAAAGUUUGUUCCCCAAUAAAUCAUUCAAGCGCAAACAUUCCCCUGAGCCUAGGCAGCCAAGUGGAUCAUACGGUGGACACAAUCAAGUUCCAAUUAAGAAAGGAGGCCAAGAAAAUAAUUAUGGUGGUCGUGGUGGCCGAGGAAAUCACCGUGGAAAUGGCCCACAACGUGGUGGUUAUGGUCGAAAUAAUCGUGGGGGUAAUGGUAAUGGUAAUGGUAACGGUGGUGGAGGUGGAGGUGGAGGUGGGGGUAAGGGAAAAGGAAGAGGAUUCGGUUAUCGAUCUCUAGAUGAUGUGAAUGAACGAAGCUCAAAUAAUACGCCACCAGUAUAUAACCCAGCAGUCGCCUACGAAGAUUUUCCGCCUUUGCAAAAGAACUACCAAACACCGCAGCAAUUGGUACAGGCGCAGUUUCAGCAGUAUCAGGAGCAACUUCAAAAGAGUAAUGGUGGAAAGAGUGGUGGAAGUGGAGAGUUGCAAUAUUUCUAGACGGGAUGAGUUCGGAACUCGUUGCUGUUUUGAGAUAUUGAUAAAUAUUACUUGGUUUCAUGAAGCAUGAAAGCAUGAAAGGCAUGCAUGGAUGGCGUUUUGGAACUCGUUAAAUUCUGAUCUAAUUACAGAAUUUAUUUUUCUGGGAAUUUUGGCGCCACCAAUGAGUGACUUGAAGGGGGAUGGAUGGCGUAAAGACUUGUUAUGUAUAUUGUCAGUCUAUUAUGGAUUUUACAUGGUGAUUGCUAUUCAAGCGAUGGAUAUUAUAUAUGCAUCUCUUCUAGAAGAAGAAGUCGAAGAAGAAAGACGAAAGAAGAAAGUGAUUUCGAUAAUAUGAGUAUGUUAUCCAUGUUAA